AUGCCCCGGGGCCUUCGGGCGCAAGCCGACGAACUCGAAGCAUGGUGGACUCGCGACACCAAAGAAGCCGCUCGACACAACAUCAAUGGCAAGAAACUUGAGGAGAAGGAGGGUGGCGCCUCCACCAUCGAUGAACUCUUCCAGAAGACCUGCGAAGAAAUGGAAGCCGAGGCCGAAAAGGCUGAGUCUGGUGAGGCUGCCGACCCUGAGUCUUCCAUUCAUAUACUCGCGUGUCGGUCGCUGGCCAUUUCUGGAUCGGGUUUGAUGCUUGGGGUUGUUGUAACAUACAAACUUAGCCCGCGUUAUCCAGUCGGUUCAAACGUACACACACUGCUAUCACGCUCAUUACAUUUCAAGUCAAGUUCCAAGUCAUCAAACAAGAACAUGGCUUCAACUGCUCGUGCAGCCCUCAAGCGUACACGCUCUACAGCGAGCUUGAACGAUGCCGCCAAAAUCCUCUUGCGGUUCCCCUCCCCGCUGCAAGCCUGCAACAACACUUUUCUUUUUCGUCAGUACGUCCUUGACCUCCAUCAUGCGAAACCCGACCAUGUCACUAACACGCAGUUUCCCACACGCACAGCACUUCAAAAUUUCUCAACUACUUCCGAUUCUAUCAAUGUGGCCAACAAGAAAACCAACCUAAAGGCCGGCAAGGCCGGGAAAUCUAAAUCUGCGCGCAGCGUCUCUUCGGAGAUGAAGGUCGACGGAAACUCCCUUCAAGGGGUUCGCGGUCCGGCCCGGGUUAUCGUGGAUUAG
This is a messenger RNA of Fusarium tjaetaba, 756 nucleotides long. RefSeq lists its product as uncharacterized. Bases 1 to 756 code for a protein of 251 amino acids. The transcript has 14 exons. The record is from RefSeq and is a predicted model, not a curated record. NCBI's taxonomy places the organism in Eukaryota, Fungi, Ascomycota, Sordariomycetes, Hypocreales, Nectriaceae.